This is a messenger RNA of Procambarus clarkii (red swamp crayfish), 491 nucleotides long. It is a transcript of the gene RpL35, whose product is annotated as Ribosomal protein L35. Gene Ontology annotation, biological process: maturation of LSU-rRNA from tricistronic rRNA transcript (SSU-rRNA, 5.8S rRNA, LSU-rRNA); translation. The record is from RefSeq and is a predicted model, not a curated record. Gene Ontology annotation, molecular function: structural constituent of ribosome; mRNA binding. NCBI's taxonomy places the organism in Eukaryota, Metazoa, Arthropoda, Malacostraca, Decapoda, Cambaridae. Gene Ontology annotation, cellular component: cytosolic large ribosomal subunit; ribosome.
AGUGUGAGGGUGGUGUGCGCAACUCGACCGUCAGGUGUCAGUGAGGCUGCUGUUCCGGGGUGUAAGCGACCGCUCUCCCUUCACACCAACAACCUCGCCAAAAUGGUUAAGGUCAAGUGUAGUGACUUGCGUAGCAAGAAGAAGGAUGAGCUGCUGAAGCAGCUGGAGGAGCUCAAACAAGAACUGUCUGGUCUGCGAGUGGCCAAGGUGACUGGCGGAGCUGCAUCCAAGCUCUCCAAAAUCCGUGUUGUGCGCAAGUCAAUUGCACGUGUCAUGAUUGUCAUCAACCAGAAGACGAAAGAGAAUCUUAGGAAAUUCUAUAAGAACAAGAAAUUUAAGCCUUUGGAUCUGCGCCCAAAGAAGACCCGUGCUAUCAGACGUGCUUUAACCAAGAGGGAGCUUGAAAUUCUUACUCCAAAGGAGUCCAAAAGGCAAUGGAAUUUCCCUAAGAGGAAGUAUGCUGUUAAGGCUUAAAUAAAAUUGCAACAUUA